GAUAAAUAUGUUACAUUCAUUUAUUCGUUCACUGAAAAUACGUUACAAGAUUUGAUGCUACAUAUGUGACCAAUGACUUUCGAAAGGAAAGUAGGCAAAAAGUGUGAAUUAAAUUGAAACAUUUUUUGUUUGCUGAUACAAAUAUUUCUGCAAAUAAUACAAAUAUAAACAUGGAGGCAUUGUUGGUAAAUGUUGUUGUUUCCAGUAAUAGAACACUUUAUUUAGCAUCGCAUAGAGAAACAUAGGAUGUGGGAUGCAAGAUACAUACAGAAGCAUCAGUUGUUGGAAAGAAUGGUUGUCACCGCAGUUAUUAUACUUAUUGUCGUUUGUUCAAUUAUGACAAUCGCCAUUAUUUUGCUGAUAGUGGAAUAUUUUAUCAAAAAUAAGCGCAAUGUUUCCGGAUGUUUUUCACUUCCCGGUGUUCUCGCAUGUGAUGGAAAAGGGAACGAUAAAGUUGAAUCAGGAACAUCGGACGUUGAUUUCCCUUCCCCGCCAAGUACUGUGGAAAGUAUAGACAAGAAAGACAAAGCUAAUUGUUUCGUCAUAGACGAUGAACAAAGAAACUUGGAUAACGUCAUACACACAAGGAAGAGACCUGUUGAUGACAUCACAAAGUUUACGCGUCAUACUUCUUUUAAACAAUCGGUGUCUCGCGAACGCGGUAAGCUACGUAUACAUGUGGUUGCUUAUAUUAAUAAUUCACCCAAACACACAGACCACCAUGAUCAUAAGAAGUUUCAAAUGAAGUUAAGAAUGUCAAGGUAUGCCGGCGACCUCCACCUAUUAUACGACACCACCCCAGUAUCAAACGUCCCAACCAAAAGCAACUUUCUCGCUAAAUACAUCCCCAACACAACAACAAGGGUGAACAUGAAGAAACUGCAACCCCCACCAUUACCUACAGCACGUGAACGGGUUCGUGACGUCAUGGAUGAUCGUGACGUCACGAAUAAUCGUGACGUCACAUCUACGUAUACAAUCAUGACCCCUACCACAGAAACAGCAGAUACCCCGAGUUUCCCGGCAUUGAAACCGAAUAUAAAUUGCAACGUUCGUUACUCCAGGUUCGCGGGCGAUUUACACGUCACAGAUCAAAACAACCGGACGUUUAGUUCGUCUUCUGUGACGCAACAAUCAACAAAGGAAUGUCCUUAUUUGGAAAUGCGCACCGAGAUUUAUGAAAAACCGAACAAACAAGAAUGUCUGUAUGACGUCAUUAUACCAGAGAAUCCCAAAAGGAAAUACUGAGAAUAAUGAAGAUAUUUAAAUAAACGGCUCAGCGUGAACGUGUGUGUUUAAUACCCACACCUAAUA
Messenger RNA from Ciona intestinalis (vase tunicate), 1314 nucleotides. The record is from RefSeq and is a predicted model, not a curated record. Lineage: Eukaryota; Metazoa; Chordata; Ascidiacea; Phlebobranchia; Cionidae.